GAAAUUUACAAUCUAUCCACCCUUCUUAAAGUGCAUUGAUGCACUUCCUGGAAACUUAAAAAUAACGAUUCAAAUCGAGGGUUACUGUGGUCAUUUCUCCUCACUGCUCGUGUAUCACUCUAAUCCAUCACCGUUUCACACCUCCGGCACUCCCUGAACCGCCGAUCGCCAAACAAAAAUUAAAAAAUAAUGAUUAAAAAAAGAUUUUUCAAUUAAUUGAAAUUACUGUGAGAGCGAGAGAGAGAACUGACAAUGCGAGAAUGGCUCAGCACAGACAAUCAAGCCAUCACAGCAACAACUCAAACGGCACGUCGUCCGGUGACCAAGUGUCCAUCGGCAUCCGAAGCACGACGUUUCACGGCAAAUCGUCUCGCUCCCGCCGAUCGGCGCGCUCCGAUAAGUCUGCUUGCCAACUCUCUGUUGCCUCCGUCUCUGUCUUCCUCUUGCUUGUGCUCUUCGUCACUCUCUUAGCCUAUUUUUACAUCUCUGGAUAUAACACUGACGAUGCUGUUGUUCAUACUGAUAAUGAAGACACAAUUAGUUACCAUGCUGUGGAUGGUGAUUUGAUGAAUGAAAUUGAUUUUCUUACUAAUGUGACACGGAGGGACACAUUUAAAGUUCUUGGAUUUGGCAAGGGCUCGGUAACGCAGGGAAGAGAUUCAAGAUAUUGGGAUAAGGAUGAUAGGAGAAGGGAUGAUGAUUACAAUGAGGAUGAAGUAGAACGUUCUAGCACAGCUGCAAAGGGUGGAAGUAAUAAUAUGGGCCAUGUUCCAGUGAAAAUGAUGAAUGGCAACAAGAAGAUUUCUCAUGAUGAUCCACAUCAGGGUUUAGAUGGAAAAGGAGUUGAUUUGUAUAACGAAGCUGGGCGUGAUGAAUUGAAAAUAUAUGAAGCAAAAUAUGAAGCAUCCCUAAAGAAUUUGGGCCAAUCAGGAAAUGCCAAAGGAAUUGGAAAUCAACAAUCUGAAGAUAAAGAUUUUGAGAUGCGAAGUGAGGCUAUUGAUGUUGAUGAUGAGUAUGAUAAUAAUGCUGAAUUUCAUGAUACUCAAGUGGAAUACGAUGAUUCUGGUCAUAACAAAGGGGAUGACUCAGAUUUAGCAAAAAUCCAUGAUCAGAUCCAUAUGGACUCAUCUGAUUUUCAUGAUACUCAAAUGAAGGAUGAAGAUUUUCUCAAGGAAGUUGAGGAAACUUCAAACAAAUCAUUUGCAAACUCUUCUAUAAAAUCUCAAAAUUUAGGCAAUUCUGAUACACAUCAUCGAGAAGUCAGUAUUAUUGGUGGCAAAUCUACAAAGAGUUCACGAUCGGAAUCAAAAACAAAAAAACGCCGUAAAUUUUCUGGGUCAUGUGAGAUGAAGUUCUUAAAUUCAACUACACAGCUUGUGGAGCCUUUGGAAAGUCGAAAAUUUGCAAGAUUUUUCCUGCAGUAUACUGAAGUGGAGGGGAAGCCUGAUGGAGUUGCAGAGUGGGAGCCUAGAUUUGCUGGGCAUCAGAGUUUACAAGAGCGGGAAGAAUCAUUUUUGGCACAUGACCAAAAAAUAAAUUGUGGCUUUGUUAAAGGUCCUGAAGGUUCUCCAAGUACUGGAUUUGACUUAUCAGAAGAUGACGCAAAUUAUAAUAGUAAAUGCCACAUUGCUGUUGUCUCAUGCAUUUUUGGAAAUUCAGAUCGCUUGAGGGUACCUGCUGGUAAAACGGUUACUCGUUUGUCAAGGAAAAACGUCUGCUUUGUUAUGUUCAUGGAUACUCUGACUUUGCAAACACUUAUUUCAGAAGGUCAGAUACCAGAUAGAACAGGCUUUAUUGGUUUAUGGAAGAUAGUUGUUGUGCAUAAUCUUCCUUAUACUGAUAUGCGUAGAGUGGGAAAAAUACCAAAAUUGUUGUCACAUCGACUAUUUCCUUCUGCAAGAUAUUCAAUUUGGCUGGAUAGCAAAUUACGUCUUCAGCUUGACCCUUUACUCAUCUUGGAAUAUUUCUUGUGGCGAAAAGGUUAUGAGUAUGCCAUUUCUAACCACUAUGAUCGGCACUGUGUAUGGGAAGAAGUUGCACAAAAUAAGAAGUUGAACAAGUAUAACCAUACAGUCAUUGACGAACAAUUUGCGUUCUACCAGAAUGAUGGGUUGAAAAGAUUCGAUGCCUCAGACCCUAACAAGCCUCUCCCUAGCAAUGUUCCUGAGGGAUCUUUCAUCGUAAGAGCACACACUCCAAUGUCAAAUUUGUUCUCCUGUCUUUGGUUCAAUGAGGUUGACCGUUUUACUCCUCGGGAUCAGCUAAGUUUUGCUUAUACAUAUCAGAAAUUAAGGAGGACAAAUCCUAGCAAAAUGUUUUAUCUUAAUAUGUUCAAGGACUGUGAGAGGAGAACCAUAGCUAAGCUGUUUCGACAUAGAGCAGAGGAGAAGCGGGGUUCUCAUCAACAUGCAGCCACAUAAAUAGGUUGAGAUGUUCAACUUUUCACCCAAAGCUGAUAUAUAUAUUAUGAUCGGACGCACUUUUCCAGUGCCUUGUGAAGUUAUUUACAAUUCCCUUGACUUGUUGUAAAAGUGGUGGUUUCCGACACAAUACUUCAUCUUCUGCAGCUUUGAUUUGAAGAAAGUCUGCUGGAUCUACAACAUUUCCCACAGUGAAUACGACAGUUGAGUUCUCCAUUUCUGGAGCCCUCUUAGGAUGAAUGCAGAAAAGAAAAUUUAUAUAUAUCCAUUUAUCCAAUUCAUUUUACAGUUUCCGUCUAGCGGAAAUCCGAGCACACUCGAUAAAUUUGACUAUUUCCAUACAAGUUAAUAUUCUUUGUUCCCUUCUUGAUUUGUUGAGGUCUGUAUGAUAUCUGGGUAAUUUGUUCAGUGAUGCUGCAGAUUCAAGAUUUUACCUGGUGGGUGUCCGUGUUUGGCCUCAUCAUCUUGGUGCUUCUUGAUGAACAUUGAAAUUCGUUGAUUUAAGUGAUGUUUACACCUGGCCCGGCUUAUCUUAUCCUCUUGUUAUUCAGGGCCAUGUAUGGUCCCAAGAGGCUCUGUUGACUUGUCAAAGGUUUCAAUGUGUCUUUAGACUUUUUUGACAUCUUAGACCUUAAUAUAUGAAUUUAUUUAUCUCA
This is a messenger RNA of Mangifera indica (mango), 3076 nucleotides long. RefSeq lists its product as uncharacterized. NCBI's taxonomy places the organism in Eukaryota, Viridiplantae, Streptophyta, Magnoliopsida, Sapindales, Anacardiaceae. Bases 261 to 2420 code for a protein of 719 amino acids. The transcript is spliced from 7 exons. The record is from RefSeq and is a predicted model, not a curated record.